Messenger RNA from Lethenteron reissneri (Far Eastern brook lamprey), 7252 nucleotides. Its product is annotated as deubiquitinase OTUD6B-like. Gene Ontology annotation, biological process: protein deubiquitination. Lineage: Eukaryota; Metazoa; Chordata; Hyperoartia; Petromyzontiformes; Petromyzontidae. Gene Ontology annotation, molecular function: cysteine-type deubiquitinase activity. The record is from RefSeq and is a predicted model, not a curated record.
UCGUCCGCACUUUCCCCGCGAGGCCUCUGCGUGAGCCCCGCGCCUUGCCUGCUCGCCGUGCCCGCGAGGCUCAAUGGAGCCGGGGGAGGGAGGGGGGGGCUCGUUGAAGGCUUCGAGCGGCACCGCGGUGGUCUUGGCCAACUUGUGUGCAGGCACCUACACUGGAGUUGUCGUCGCUCUUUGUAGGUGACUGGAGUUGUUGCUACUCCGUGUAGGAGGAGUAGAGCCUUGAGACACGUGCAGACUGUCAAGCACGGCGCCGCGUUGACGCUCGCAGUGAACGCAGGACGCGUGGUGCACGCGAGGCGCGGGGCCGAUUCUGGAAUGACAACAGACGAAGUGUCCCGUCGUUGUGUGGGGAAUUGGGGGAAACGUCCCUUUAAUAACCAGUCUCUCCAUGGGCAGCAACAUCGAUCAUCAUUAUUAUUAUACUCCCACGUCUAUGCUCCCCCGCCAUCAACACGCACGAUGAUGAACCCGCAUGGGGAGGCUCUCCUCUAGCAGUGGAUUGACGAAAAUAGUUUCAUUUAUGUGCCUGCAGCAACACGAGUAAUUUAUUUGCUACUGUACAUGUAUUUUAUACAUACAGUAUGUUUAAGUACAUUUUAGCCGCACAUCACUUACGUUAUAUAUAUAUAUUGACUCAAUUCUGUUACGAUGACUUAAUUUUUAUUUGAGCAUUUUUAUUUCCUUGUUCACACAUUUGUGCUCAAAUGCCAAGCUUACGCUCCCCUAGUUAACGCCCCGUUACAGGCGCUGGAGCAGAGCCGUCCGCUCAUCUCAUCAUCUCUCCGGAGUCGCUAAAAUAAGUACCGUUCUACUUUGUGGGAACACAGCAGUUCUCAUUAUAUGGAGAGACUGCCACCAGCCAUAAGAAUGUGGAAUUAGUAUCAUUGGCUGAGGGCCACAGAGACGAGCUUGAGAGACACUUUGACCUGACCCCUGUACCAAUGGAACCAUUGACUAUAACAAAACAGUAUUAAAACCAAUCUCCGUAGAUCAUUUGCACUGGAGAGACUUUGGAGGAUGCAAGAUGAUGCAGGGCGUGUCCAGGCAAUGAAGAAUGCGGUACCGAAGAACGACAAGAAAAGGCGCAAGCAGCUUGCGGAUGAGGUCGCACAGACGGAGGCCGAGCUGGAGGCACGCCACGAACGCGAGAGACUCGUGCUCGCUGGGGAGCGCAGCGAGAGCCAAGCAGCCACGGUGGGGAGCGUGUUGGAUGCGCUGGCCAGUGUGGAACUGACUUCGGUUGCAGAAGAUGCAGGGAAGACGGAGACGCAGCUGCGUGUGAGCAAGGCCCAGAAGCGACGGGACAAGAAGGCUGCGAGCGAGAGGGAGCGCGAGGCUCGUAUCGCGACGGCCGAGUUGAACGAGCUGACUCACGGCGCGCGUCACCUCGAGGGCCGCCGUGUGGCCGACUUGCUGGCCGCCCGUGGCCUGCACGCCCGGCCCGUGCCGCCCGAUGGCCACUGCAUGUACGCAGCCGUGCGGCACCAGCUGGAGGCACGGGCGGGCCCCGCGCUGUCCGUCGCCGAGUUGAGGGCGUGUGCCGCGAGCUACAUACGGCAGCACCGCGACGAAUUUGCACCAUUCCUCACUCAGGCUGGCACGGGCGAGGCGUACACAGAUGAGGAGUUUGACAAAUACUGCGAUGAGGUGGAGAAGACUGCAGCAUGGGGAGGCCAACUGGAGCUAAGGGCCCUGUCUCAUGCAUUGGAGACGCCCCUGGAGGUGGUGCAGGCGAGCGCUCCUCCCAUCACCAUCGGGGACGAGUACCACGUUCCGCCCAUCACACUCAUCUACAUGCGCCACGCCUACGGCCUGGGGGAGCACUACGACUCUGUGGAACCCAUCCCCGAGGGGGGCGGCGCAGAGGGAGGAGGAGAGGACGGAGAGAGCGGUCGCUGAGAACCUCCCCGGCAGGAGAGAGCCAGCGCCGUCAAACUCCUCGUUUGGAAUUCCAAGCGGCCACUACGAUUUACAUCCUGCAAGUGUGUCGUGAUGUUCGUGGUCUGCUUAGCUCGGUCACCAGUGAAUGCACGAGAACGGGCGUUGUAAAAACUUGCUUUGGCAUGGAAUUCAGACGCGUUUACUCCAAAAGGCGUAUGUGUCAAAUGGGCAUGGCAUGAAACACCCACGCAUUUGCACAGCUAAAGACAGAGGUGUGGUGGUUGUGGAAAAUAGACUAUUGGAGAAUUUCAACCGGAAUGUUGUCAAUUGAGUUGUUCAGAUUGUAAUGUGUGACUCUUAACAGUUGUGGGGAUAACAUGCUUUGCUUUGCCUAGUUGGCAAAAGGCAAGAUUGAAAAUGUAAAAUAAAUGCGAUACCAGGAUGUAUUCUUGUAAAAUUGCACUGGAUCGCUCUCGCGAAAAAUAUUGCGGUAAAUUUGCACAGUGCAUUCUGGGUUGAGCAGCAUUGUUAAGGGUAGCAAAAAUCAGGAGUUGAGCAGUUCAUGGGAGGCAAACGGCUUCAGUAUUACAUGGUGGCAUUCCUGCAGAAACUACCUGUGCUGCUGAUAAUGUAGUCCAGUGUUCUUCACUAAUUUUCAGAGGGGGGGGGGGAAAUUUUGACAUCAGUGUGAGCACCGACCGUCACACAUUUCCAACUAUUGGGGGUUUGACAGCACUAUGAUUGAUGGGGGGUGUUUUCACAAUUGUGUAUUGUCGGGGGUCGCACGUCAGGGGCCGCACUUAAGGCCACCAGGGGCCACCAGGGGCCACCAGUGGCCCGCAGGCCUUGUAAUGAGGACCACUGAUGUAUCAGAAUCUUUAUUUAUACUGGAGCAAUCCAAUGAGCUAUGCAACUAUUUUUCACAGAUGUCCAAUAGUCACAGAUGUCCAAAUGUAGUUGGUGGAUGCAGCCAUUGCUGUUCUCGGUUGAUAACGUUGCUUGCAUGGGGAAGAGCGCCCAUCGUGGGUGGUAGGGGCAUCGUAAAGCCUGCGCUAAUCAUCGUAGAGCCUUCCUCAAUUUAACCGCUGAACUUCUCCCUUCACUAUUUUUAGUACAAUUCGUUGUUUACAAUCUGCACUUUGUCACGUCCCCAUAAGUUAAAAUUAAAUAUUUUGCAAUUUCUUAGAAUUUUGUGUUUACAAUCGUUAUGUAUUCAUUGGGUCUUUCGGUAAAGCCACGUAGAUCGAAAAAUUUUCAAAAAUAUCACGACGUUUCGAUCGCAACACAAGCCAUCGUCAUCAGGUGAUGACGAUGGCUUGUGUUGCGAUCGUGACUUUACCGAAAGACCCAAUUAAUAUGAAUUCCUGCAGUCACGAAAGCUUAAAGUCAGGAUUUAAUUGCGACUUUCUUAACUACCAGGUGGUUCCCGUGGCAUUUCCAUUUUUAAAAUCGUCUCGGCAUUAAAGUGACUCCCAAGAAUCCCAAGGCUGCCAUACUUCUGGCUCUCCAAGCCUCUGGCUUUAAAACUGAACCCUUUAAGUCCUGAAGGGGACUUGGUCUGACUCUUCGUGUGCUGUGUCUCCUGCUAUAUAUGUAUAUGUGGGUCCGAUGCAAACGGCUUACUCGUUUAUAUGUAAAAUGUAAACGUGACACCAACGUGGAAUUUAAACUGUCACAUGGAAACAUCUGCUGUACAUGCAUCGGUAUGUCACAACAUCACACCUGCCAUUCCAGUGACAGGCGCAGCUCAGAAUCAGAAUCUUUUUUUAGACUGGAGGAAUCUCUAUAUUUUAAGCAAUUUAUUUGCCGAAUGCCAUAAUUCAGGGGUCCCCAACCCCCGGGCCGCGGACCGGUACCGCUCCGUGACCUGUUAGGAACCGCUCCGUGCCCUGUUAGGAACCGGGCCGCACAGCAGGAGGUGAGAGCGGUGAGUCCGCGCGGGGCCCGCCCCCAUUAUUUUAUUAUUUACCACUUCCAUCCGCGCCUCUUUCCCGCACUGCGUACUCGUCUCAGUCACAGUUUUGGUUCGCCCGCAAGCUCUAACCCCUAGUAGCCACAAUGAGUAAUAAACAAACGUCGCUGGAGAACUUCUUUGAAAAGGGGGAAAGACCCCGUGAUGAACCCCCCCCCCCCCCCCGGGUCCAUGAAAAAAUUGUCUUCCACGAAACUGGUCCCUGGUGCCGAAAAGGUUGGGGACCGCUGCCAUGACUAACACUUAACAUGCACUUCCUCAGUGGCCCAGUGCUCUUACUGUACUGGCACUAUCUUGUGAGAGUAUAUUUAUCUGUUGAAACCGUUGAUAUUGGCACAUGUUUCUAAUUACUCAAUUGGAAUCUACAUAGCAAUCAUUAUCCCUUACUGCGACAACUUGGCAGGAUCUUGAUUCGAAAGAGUCACAAGACUCGGGGGCCUUCUUGGAUCUUCAAGCAUAAUAAUAACGUUUAAAAAAUAAUCUCUGAACAUCAGAAAGUGAAUGGACACAACCAAACAAAGGUGUCCUAUCGGCCGAUAUCUCCACGCAUAGCUCUCAACUCGCGACACAUCGGAACUGAAAGAUAUCCCGUCACAAACCAACUUUUGAUAGUUUUUACCCAAAUAGAUGUUUUUUCAUGUGGUAAGUCGAAAGAUAGCGCGCCGUGUGUAUUCCAAGCAUACGCACGCAUCCCAUGCAGCCUUUGAAAACCCGCAUCCUUUAUCGGCUUGAUCUCUGUGUAGCUGCACUUGACUGGUAUGUGACGGCCUCUUUGUUCUUUUGUCCUGCAAAGAAAUACAGCGCUCACGUGGGUGUGCUGGGGCAUGUCCAACUGACUGCACUGAGAUCAAGGCGAUCUAUCUGUGUCCCAGGGCGCUGCUGCCCAUGUAAGAUCCCUCGGUGAGCAUUGCUCAGAACCUGGGUUCAAACCCCGACGCCCAAUAGAAAGCGUAAACUACUACUCACGUUUGGUAGUCUUGGUUCCGUCACCUGUGGAUGUUUUUUUUUAUAUCCGUGCCCCAUGAUUGGCGUCUACUUCUUUACAACAGGACACUCCAUAAUAAAUGUGUCGUGAAACCCACCACCACCCGACACAGGCAAUUGGUAAGGUAGUUACCGGCAAAAUGUCACGGUACUCGAAUUGCAAAUGUUCUGGGUUUACUCUCCAACACACCGAUGUGCCGAACUAUUAAUGAACUGGCAUGUUUUGUUUACGUGACAAAUCUUACUAAUUAGCUGUGUCGGGUGGUGGCAGGUUCAACAACACAUUUCUCUUCACGCAACCCAAAAAAUCUCUUAUGGAUUAUAUUGGUUGAGAAAGCCUACUACGUGUUAAACAGGACACUGGCAACUUUGGCAAUCAUGAAAUCAGAUGACUGCUGCUCAACAUAGAACACUCAUCUCUCAUCCAAGUCCCUGGAUGUUGGCGUUUAUGGUCUGUGUCAAAAAGUUAUCUUGAUCUCUCUUGAAUGUAGAUGUUGCCCUGUGUUUCUGUAUGAAAUGUGGUUUGCUGAAACAGGAAUCAAACUUGUUUGGUUUGUACUUUAUUUUGUCUCGUCCACCUCUUGUGUCUAUGUAUACCCCUCUGAUUCUAUACACACACGCACAUCUUGAGACUAUAGACACAACAGAGUGGAGUACUGUGUGUGAUCGUGGAGGGUUUAGUCUCUUGAAGUAAGGAACUGCCGUAGAAGUUAGUUGACCCAAAAGGGAGCACCCAUCAGAGACUGAGUUGACAAUUUUUCAUGUAUGUACAGGUUGUUUUAAAAAGAUGGACCCGAUUUGAAAUCGCUAUAUUUCUGCAACCACGAACCGCCCAUGAAUGAAACUCCCUACCACUUGAAAGGGCGGGGCAUAGAGAGCGCGGGGCAUAGACUUUCAAAUGAUGACCGCGAGAUGCCUCUCCCAGCGCACAAACAGCCCCUAGCCUCAGUAAUUCGCAAGACGAUGGCCCCGCAACACAAGGGACGUUUUGCGUUCUGCAGUUCAGCAAGACAAUCCGUAAUUGCGGUGAAGCGUGCGUUUCAAUGACGUUUUGGCAUUGAUCCGCCAAUGUCAAAGAGCAUUCAUCGUUGGUACCGACAAUUUGAGGAAACAGGCUGUGUAUGUGAGCACAGGGCGACUAUGCACCUCAGAGGAAAAGGUAAGAGAGGCGUUUGGGACGAAUUCAACUAUUAUCUCGAUGUUGUCCAUACAGCAGGUGGAGGGCACAUAGAGCAUUUAUAAAAUGGUUAGUAAAACUUGAUAACUCAUUAAACCGUUUGUAACUUUUUGUGUAAUUGUAACAUGUUGCCAUCGUGAAAUAUACUGCUUUGAAAUUGUGUCCCUAUAUUUGAAACACCCUGUAUUUUGAACUUCUUUCGCACCGUACGUAGCCAACGUCCGAAUCGGCCACUCUCUCCUUGGGAUGACUCGUGAUUAUUUCCCAAACACAGGUAAUUAUGUAAUUUGGGGUGGUGAUAAAGCCUCGCGGUAGUGUGUUCCCGCUUCUUUACAGAGGUUCACCGUUCGAAUCCAGCGGCCACCCUGCUUUAAUACUGCGGGUCUAGUAGCCAGACCAACGCACACAGUCAGCUUCACAGUGGACGUCAAAGGUGCUGUGAUGUCCUUCGAGUGAGCAGUCCGAUCUGUGCCUGGUGUCACGGUCCAAAUUUUAUUUUUAAUUUCCUGCAAAUUACUAAAUUAGAAAAUACAAAGCAGCCGUCACCCACGACUGCGAGACCUCGAAAGAACCCUCCUGAAGGAGAAGUCACGAGACUCGGUGAUAUUUUCCUGGAUAAACAAGCGUAGUAGUAGUAAUAAUCAUCAGAAUCGGAAACAUCUAGUCAACCCCUGGGAUGUGGUGCGCGCGCUUUUGAUGGUUGGCCGGGGCCCUGCCAUGCUGCCGCUGCUAUUAAGCCGCAUGAAUGAUUACAUUAAAUAAUGCAAAUACACCGCGAGUAAGAUGCCAAAACUAACCAAUAUUGAUUUCUAGUUGUGAAACUGAAUGAUAUUCGAAGCUUGAAUAAACACUAUUCUUGCAAUAUUUAAUAAACAAGGGCUGUGAAGUGUUUAUUUAUACAUAAUGGAAAUUUGCUCUACGCGUAUUCUGACGCUGCCGACUUUUCUCUCUCCGCAAGCCACGUUCCCCAUGUUGACUACAAUACGAGAUCCGGCUCUUACAAUCCAAAUCACUUUUUAGUUGUUUUGGGUAAGAAUUUCCAAAACAGCUCCCCUCCCACCCCCACUUCCCUACCACACAGUCGUCGGGUUUCACCGCGCUCAGCCCAGCUCGCAACCUGCAAGGAUACAAUUUUAAAUUCUCCAGGGUUGAUAAAAUCAGUACAGCUACCUCUCGGUUUGUGUUCUUGAAAAACGGCGCGUACCUCAAAAUUGUGUAAAUAAAAAAAA